AUGUCCAGCUUCAAGAACUACCUUCACCGUAUUGGAAGAAGUGGGAAGUUUGGGAGGGAAGGUGUGGCGAUUAACUUUGUAACUUGUGAUGAUGAGAGAAUGAUUUUUAAUAUUCAAAAAUUCUACAAUGUGGUUGUUGAGGAGCUUCCAUCAAACCUAGACGAUAAUAUAUCAGGAGAAUUUCAUGGUAACGAUGAUGGUAUAGUGCCAAACUCUGCGUAUGAGGGCAGUAGCAGGAAGAAACAAAGACCUGAAGAUCGGGGUAGCGAAAACCACUUAAAGAGUAGUACUUUUAUCAAGAGGGAGAACGAUAUGUUAGGAAGAAAUCCCUGGUCUGAGAAAAAUAGUGCCGUCUCUCCAGUUUCUCGUGACGCGGGACCAGACAAAGAUGUUCAAGAUAUGACACUAGAGGAUGCAAAGACCUCAGAUGGGUUCAACCACGUCAACGUAGCUGAGAAUCUCUACUCUGCAGAUCCCAUGUUGUGUGACAGUUCCACUUCAACAAAUACUGGCGUAUAUAAUAAUUAUUCCGUCAACAACAUUCCAGAUGCAGAAAAUAAUCUUAGCUUUUUGAAUAGUGAAGAUAAAGAAAGCAAUGAUCUCUUCUAUGGAUGGGGUGAUAUUGGAAAUUUUGAAGAUGUGGACAAUAUGCUUAGGAGCUGUGAUUCAACUUUCGGGUUGGAGAGUAUUGAUAAUGAAGAUAACUUGUGUUGGUUCUCUUCUGCUCAGCCAAAUGAGGAUACAGAAAUCGGGAUGAGAGAUGAUAUAAAACCAGACACAGUGUUGGGAAACCAAAGAACCCCUUUGUUGCAGGUUGAAGACUUUCUGAACAACAGUGAGGCCAACCAUGCUGUUGAAGAUGACUAUGGUUAUACAGCUGUCAGUGCCUCAACUCAAGGAAACUCUUCAGAUAAAGAACAGUGUUCUUAA
Molecule: messenger RNA, 930 nt
Organism: Eruca vesicaria subsp. sativa (arugula)
Lineage: Eukaryota; Viridiplantae; Streptophyta; Magnoliopsida; Brassicales; Brassicaceae
Source: the annotation of a GenBank genome assembly